This is a messenger RNA of Plectropomus leopardus (leopard coralgrouper), 1125 nucleotides long. Lineage: Eukaryota; Metazoa; Chordata; Actinopteri; Perciformes; Serranidae. The record is from RefSeq and is a predicted model, not a curated record.
CUCAAAUUAAGUGAUGCUGCUCUGAGAAUAGAAGUCAACAUCGAUGCUGUGGAUCUUCUGUCAUCUCCAGAUCCUCACAUGCUCAGCUGUUUGCAGGAGCAUAUCACUAAAUUACAGUCUGUUUCAGAAAGCUUAAAGACACUAGUGGAUGCUCACGGAGACGCGUCAUCUACAAAAGCCAACACAUUAGAUGAUGCCGUCACCUCGUUACUCGAAGAGCAGACGACUGCACUGUCUGAGCAGCAUCCUCCCAGCUCAGAGGCAGCGGAAAGCAAGACGGCGGCUGAUGACGUCAUGGUUCAGAUCAGAGCCAGGAAGUCGGAGAUUGAGCGAAGAAUAUCUGCAUUUAUGGAACGCAAGCAGAUGGAGAUCAAUGAAAACAAUGUACGCGAGUUUUGCAACGUGAUCGACUGCAAUCAGGAAAACAGCUGUGCCAGAACAGAUGCCGUUUUCACUCCUUAUCCAGGUUUUAAAAGUCAUGUGAAAGUUACACGAGUGGUCAACACUUACGGGCCCCAGACUCGUGGUGGGGGAGUCCAAGGAGAAGCAGGGGAUCAGCAGAGGGGGCUGAUGGCAAGAGACUGCGGAAAUGCAGCCAUAGAAGAACGACUCCACAACAUUGAGACUCACCUGAAACUUCCAACAGCGGGCCCAGUUCCAUUGAGCGUCUACCAGAGACUAAAGAAGCUGGAGGAUCGUAUCCUGGAGUUGGAGGGUCUCUCUCCCGAGUACUUUCAGUCCACGAGUCACCUGCACAAGCGACCAAAGACAUCUACCACUCAGGCCUGCAGUUUGACAGAGCUAGAUGAGAAGAUCAGCGCAGUCAAAGCAGCCCUACUGAAGAGGGUGAAUGAUUUCGGGCCUGGAUAUGGACCAGAUUGUCCACUGUAAUGUACACACACGCCAACACUCCAAACAAACUGUGUCAAUUAAUGCAUCAUUAGUUUUUAUUUGAGUCCAUCGCGUCCUUUGCAGCAAAAUUAUCACAAUAUGUGACCAAAAAAAAAGAAACGUGUCAUAUGAGCUUUAUUUCAUGGCCAGAAAAACUGUAUUCCCCUAAAUAGUUUUGUAGUUAAGAUAUACUGUAAUUGUUCUGUAAAUAAAAAUAUUUUUGCUUUCAAAAAA